AUGCUAUUUUCAACUUCCCUUGUGGCAAUUGUGGGUGUUGGUAAUAAACCAACUACAUCACCAAGAAGAUUAAGAAUAUUAAACACCAAGAAAAAGACGAAUAUUUGUGAGUUAACAUUCCCUACUGCUGUGCUAUCCAUCAAAUUGAAUAGGAAAAGACUUGUUGUGGUAUUGGUUGAUCAAAUUUAUAUUUAUGAUAUAAGUUGUAUGAAAUUAUUACAUACAAUUGAAACUUCACCAAAUGAAAAUGCACUUUGUGAUUUAAGUUCAAGUGAUGAUUCUAUCUUAAUUUAUCCAGCACCAGGACCAAAUGUUGCAUCACCUUUUAGCGUUAAUGAUCAUACUCUUAAUAAUAAUAAUAACAGUAAUAAUAGUAAUAAUAAUGGUGGGAAUAGUAAAAGGUCAUCAACUGAUAGUACACAUGAAGUUGGUACUGUGGUACUUUUUGAUGCAUUAAAUAUUGCUCCUUUAAACAUCAUUAAGGCGCAUAAGACUCAAUUGGCUUCAAUUUCAUUAAACAAUAACGGAACAUUAUUUGCAACAGCAUCUAAUAAAGGUACAAUCAUUAGAAUUUUCAAUACUAUAAGUGGUAAUAAAGUUCAUGAAUUUAGAAGAGGUUCAUAUUCUGCAUUGAUACAUAAAUUAACAUUUAAUUUAAGCUCAACUUUAAUAGCUGCUACAUCUGAUACAGAAACUGUUCAUAUUUUCAAAUUACAAUCAGAUAAUGAUCUUAGUGGGAGUGGUAGUGGUAAUGAUCUUUUCAGUAGUGGUGAAUUGAUUGAUGAAGGGGUUGGUAAUUCCACAGGAACUAAUAAUGACGAUGGUAAUAAUAAUAAUAAUCAAUCAGAUGAUAAUUUAGAUGAGCUAGAAGAACGUAUCAUUCCAAAAGCUAUAAAUUCCAAUUCCAAAAUAGAACCAAAACGUCAACCAUCAAUUGCCGAUAGAAUAUAUCAAAAUUUACCUAAAAACAUUUCAUCAAUUCUUGAACCUCAACGUGAUUUUGCAUAUCUAAGGACACCAAAUCCACACAAGAUCAAAAGCGUUGUAGGGUUCAAUGGGAAGAAUGUACUUGUCGGUAGUACUGAUGGCUCACUCUAUGUACACACAAUCCCACCAAGAGGAGGUGAAUGUGUCUUGGUGAAGCAGUAUACUUUUGAUUCAUGA
Messenger RNA from Hansenula ciferrii, 1164 nucleotides. It is a transcript of the gene ATG21, whose product is annotated as Atg21p. Lineage: Eukaryota; Fungi; Ascomycota; Saccharomycetes; Phaffomycetales; Wickerhamomycetaceae. Bases 1 to 1164 code for a protein of 387 amino acids. The record is from RefSeq and is a predicted model, not a curated record. Gene Ontology annotation, molecular function: phosphatidylinositol-3-phosphate binding; phosphatidylinositol-3,5-bisphosphate binding; protein binding. Gene Ontology annotation, biological process: protein localization to phagophore assembly site; protein lipidation; autophagy of mitochondrion. Gene Ontology annotation, cellular component: extrinsic component of membrane; cytosol; phagophore assembly site membrane. The transcript has a single exon.